CGGUGAGGUCAGGAUUUAUUCUAUAUUGAUUUCAAUAAUAAUGUGGAAAAUAUUGACAUUGGGGAGUAAUGAUAGUGUUUAAUUGGAAUUGUAUGUAUUUUUGUGUCACAAAUAACAUUGUUUUUAUGUUUUUUAUGUAUCGUGAACGUGUGGUCAGGAACAAGGUUUGUUGUGGUGUACAAAUCCAAACAUCUCGACUUGGCUGCCUUUUAACCCAACCUUCAACAGUAUGUCUUAAAUCAUCAGUAAAAAAAACCACACUAUUCACAUCAUAAACUGACUAAAGACUGAAAAACCGUCCACGUCUCACGUGGCCUAAUUAAAAAAUCCAAGUAUUUUUCAUGAAAUUAGAGAGAAAGAAAAAAAAAUGGUAUGCCCCUCCUCUCACAUCAGUAAACUUCUCUUAUCAAUUUUCAUCGGCGUCUUAAUCUUUUACCUCUUCAUGGAUUUGAAUUUAUAUUUACGCAUCCAAAACUACCCUAUUGAACGUGGGGACUUCACCGACAAUACAACUCUCAAAUACAGUGAUGUCACUUGGAUCACAUGUAACAUCAAUCCUUUAUGCGACGUUACUGUAAAAGCCGUACUGUUAGACCACACAAAUUACUAUUUGUUUGCCCCCUUGGUCACCAUCAUCGACAACAUCCUCGAAAUCUCCCACAUCAAAUACAUCACACCAAAUUCGAUAAGUGUCUUCCACGUUUUCGUGGCAAUUAUCAGCGCCAAGUGUAUAUCAAGUGAUAGUUUAGCGUAUCGUCGUCUUGGGGUGUUGUUGUUUGAAGUGAGGACAUUUCUUGAUGAUCUUGACGGUCACGUGGCCCGUGUUAGAAAAAAUGUGAAAGGUGAAAGAUCAGAAAUUGGCUCGACGGGUUAUUAUGUUGAUGGUAUCUGCGAUGCCUUUGGUUGUACAGCACUCUUGAUUGGUGCAUUUGUUUUUUUGAAAAAUAAUCCACCACGACGUGGUUAUAUACAAUUGCCAACGUCGUCAAGUGAUACCAAAGAUGCGAUUAUCUAUAAAAGUAAAAUCACCUCGAAUAAAGUGUCAAAAAAGUUGUUUUGUUUUGCUGCACAAUUGAUUUUGAGUUCGAUGGCAUGGAAUCGAUAUAUAGCAUUGUAUCAGGAUAUGUUAGAAAGGAAUGAUGUGUCAAUUGAGGAGUUUGUAAGACAGAAUGAGGUGUUUCAAAGUUCGUUUUUCUUUGGUGUCACAUGGCUGUGGAGAGUUGUUAAUGUGCACAAUAUGCUACAUUGUUUACUUUUAGGGAUUUUUUGUGAUAAAUUGUGGGAGUUUUUAAGGAGUGUACAAUAUAUCGGAUUUGUUGUUUUAUUAUUUGUUAUUGGUAUCACGGAGGUGAACGUUACGGAAGUUAAAAAGUUUGUCGUGAAAAAAACAUUCACUAACAGUACGAAUUUGUAACAGUAUUCGUUGUUAUUAUUAUGUAUUUAAAAAAUAACACAAAAGGCUAAAUUAGUAAGUAGAACCCUUUUCUCCAACCUAGACGAGUCACACAUGUCAGUGAGUUUACAAUGUUGCUAUAGAAACGCACUGAAUGUUGUGUGUAACUAUGACAACAAAUAUACUUGUCGUUAUCGUUUCCAUAGUAACAAUAGAAAAACCAGUGGCGUGUAUUUUUUUUUAAUAAAAUUUGUCAAAUUGAAAAUGAAAGAAUCAAGUUCUAACAUACAAAAAAAUAAUUAUUUUCAUGUGUGUUAUUUUUUAAAUAAUAUCACAAUUUGAUUUUGCUUGAAACUGAUACACUUUGUACUUAAAAUGUGUUCUAAUGAUAAUUGCAGCUAAACAUCAAGUCAACUUAUUUUAAUCUAGUGUCAGUGUAACUGUCAAAAACUUGUAUUAUUUUUGAAUAAUUUAAUAAUAAAAAAGCACAAUUAUUCCACUCUUUUGAGCGGAUGUGGUUUUAAGCGGUGACAAAAAUUAAUCAAAUUUAAAACUUUCCGCCGUUUUGCGGUUUUCCUCUUCCAAAUAUCUAAUUUUAAAACGAUAUAACUUGUGAUAUAUUUGCUUAGAUCGUCUUAAAGACUGUGAUCCGACCACAUCCAUGAAAAAACGAGUCAAAGUGACAGUUUUGGCUUACUGUGACUCGUUUAUUAUCUAGGCUUAAAAGUGAAUCUUGUAGUUAAAUAAUCAAGGCUUAAUUUUUGUGUCAUUGUUGGCAAACUCAGGGCGAGAUUUUUUCAUAUUAAUCAAUUAUAAUCCGUAAGAUAUAAAAAAAAAAACGAAAUUUGUAUUAGAUUGUAGUAUUUUAUUCGUUUUAAAGCAAUAAUCACAUCAUAUGCACUGAACAUGCUAGUCUUUUGUUUUGUUUCUUGUAAGGUGCACUUCCGGCAAUCAUGAUAUUAAUUUUGGCUCUUGCCAGUAUUUUUUUUGUAUUGUAGUAUAUUUUUGUUACGUGUACAUUGGAAUGGUGUUUAAGCUUAAAUAAAUAAGUUGCUUUAUUAAAAAAAAAAAAA
This is a messenger RNA of Tribolium madens (black flour beetle), 2466 nucleotides long. RefSeq names its product ceramide phosphoethanolamine synthase (gene Cpes). Bases 368 to 1414 code for a protein of 348 amino acids. Gene Ontology annotation, molecular function: phosphotransferase activity, for other substituted phosphate groups. Lineage: Eukaryota; Metazoa; Arthropoda; Insecta; Coleoptera; Tenebrionidae. The record is from RefSeq and is a predicted model, not a curated record. Gene Ontology annotation, cellular component: membrane. The transcript has 2 exons. Gene Ontology annotation, biological process: phospholipid biosynthetic process.